UUAUACAUUUCAACUAAGGUUUGAUUUUAUCAUUUCUUAAAAAAACAUGGCUAAUAACCAUCAACCCUCACUUCGACCAUGGUCGCGCUUUGCCUCAUUGCGCUCUGUCACUGAGGCAAAGGGCAGAACACCUGAACCUUCUUCAGCACAAAAUGUAGCUGAUCCCUCUCUCGAAACAUCCCAAUCCCAACAAAAAAACACUUCCUUUAUUCUCAACAAUUCAAAUUCGAAUGCCGCAAAAUCUCAACCAACAACAACAGAACAUAUUCAUAUCCCAAACUCAAAAAUCGAAAAUUCUAAUGUCAAUGGAAAUGAUUCAUUGCAAAAGGUUCCUAACAAAAAUUGUUCUUCUGAUUCUGAGGAGUACUCAGGUAUAAGGAAGAUAACAAUUGGUGGUGAAAACAAAGGUGCUUGUAUGAAAAUAAUCCAAACUAGGAAAAAACCAAAUCAACUUCACAAAAUGGAAAAUUUAAAGAUCAAAGGCUAUGAUGAUCAAAGUAAGAAAGUAAGAACAAUAUCUUCACCACCAAUGGUUGGUGUGUACAUGAAUAGCAAUGUGCAGUGUGUGAAUAAUUCAUUGUUAUUACAUGCUUCUUGUACCCACCAUGAUCCAGGGGUGCAACUUACACUUUCAAAGAAGCCAUUUGGUAAAGGCUAUAUCAAGUGGUAGUGAAAUUAAUUGAUUUGGAGGCGGUGUUUCAAGUAUUGUUAUGGUUUAUAGUAUUGUUACAAGUAGUAGUGAAAUAAUCUAUCUUUUGCAUUGG
Molecule: messenger RNA, 764 nt
Organism: Medicago truncatula (barrel medic)
Lineage: Eukaryota; Viridiplantae; Streptophyta; Magnoliopsida; Fabales; Fabaceae
Exons: 1
Coding region: 47-670 (207 amino acids)
Source: RefSeq, a predicted model, not a curated record